AUGGAGCAGCAAGCGAUGAGUGGGGUAUUCGCAGCCAGGCGAUACAACCAGGAGGACACCACGAGAGAGGCUGUCUUCGUCUACACCAACGCCAACAACACCAGAGAUCCUUUUGAGGGCCCCAACUACCAUAUUGCUCCCCGAUGGGUGUACAACAUCUCUACCUUGUGGAUGGUCUUUGUGGUCAUUGCCUCCGUCUUUACCAACGGCCUAGUGCUAGUGGCCACCGCCAAGUUCAAGAAACUCCGCCACCCACUCAACUGGAUUUUGGUCAAUCUGGCUCUCGCUGAUCUGGGGGAGACAGUCUUGGCCAGCACCAUCAGUGUGAUCAACCAGAUCUUUGGCUACUUCAUCCUGGGCCACCCCAUGUGCAUUUUUGAGGGUUAUACUGUCUCUGUCUGUGGAAUCGCAGCUCUGUGGUCCCUGACAGUCAUCUCCUGGGAGAGAUGGGUGGUGGUGUGCAAGCCUUUUGGAAACGUCAAGUUCGAUGGCAAGUGGGCCACAGCCGGCAUCGUGUUCUCCUGGGUUUGGGCUAUUGGCUGGUGUGCUCCUCCCAUCUUCGGCUGGAGCAGAUACUGGCCACAUGGUCUGAAGACCUCCUGCGGUCCUGAUGUGUUCAGUGGCAGCGAGGACCCAGGAGUCAAAUCCUACAUGGUCACGCUGCUCAUGACGUGCUGCAUCCUGCCCCUGUCCGUCAUUAUUAUCUGCUACAUCUUCGUGUGGAACGCCAUCCACAAAGUCGCACAGCAGCAGAAGGACUCCGAAUCCACGCAAAAGGCUGAGAAAGAGGUGUCCAGGAUGGUCGUCGUCAUGGUCAUCGCUUUUGUGCUGUGCUGGGGCCCCUACGCCUCUUUCGCCACGUUCUCCGCGCUCAACCCGGGCUACGCGUGGCACCCGCUGGCCGCAGCUAUACCCGCCUACUUCGCUAAAAGCGCCACUAUCUACAACCCUAUCAUAUACGUCUUCAUGAACCGACAAUUCCGUACCUGCAUCUACCAGCUGUUCGGAAAGAAAGUGGAAGACGGCUCAGAGGUGUCUUCAGGAUCCACGACAGAAGUCUCGACCGCCUCGUAG
This is a messenger RNA of Megalops cyprinoides (Indo-Pacific tarpon), 1074 nucleotides long. Its product is annotated as green-sensitive opsin-2. The transcript has 6 exons. NCBI's taxonomy places the organism in Eukaryota, Metazoa, Chordata, Actinopteri, Elopiformes, Megalopidae. The coding region runs from base 1 to 1074 and encodes 357 amino acids. Gene Ontology annotation, molecular function: G protein-coupled receptor activity. Gene Ontology annotation, biological process: G protein-coupled receptor signaling pathway; phototransduction; visual perception. The record is from RefSeq and is a predicted model, not a curated record. Gene Ontology annotation, cellular component: photoreceptor outer segment; membrane.